This is a messenger RNA of Lineus longissimus, 848 nucleotides long. Its product is annotated as von Hippel-Lindau disease tumor suppressor-like. NCBI's taxonomy places the organism in Eukaryota, Metazoa, Nemertea, Pilidiophora, Heteronemertea, Lineidae. The coding region runs from base 157 to 666 and encodes 169 amino acids. The record is from RefSeq and is a predicted model, not a curated record. The transcript has 3 exons.
CAUUUCCCCUUUGCGGCAAUUUGAUUGGCUGCCAGAUUCCAACAUGGCGGUGUGAGGAAAAAUAUUUCUGCCAUUCUCCAGCAAUCCCAGAACCAGGUAUUUGGAUUUGGUUGACAAGUUGCCAUGGAUUUGAAAUAAUGUUGUGUGCUGCAUAAAAUGGAAGAUGGAGAGAAUGCUAGAUUCCACGAAUCUGACAAUCGUCAACAUGAAACCCCGAGAAAAUCUAUAGACACUCAGAUGCAUUCUUAUGUACGAUUUGUGAACCUUACGUUGCGACGUGUUGAUGUGAUUUGGUUGAAUUACCAGGGUAUUCGGGUUCACUAUAAAACUCUGGAUCCAGAACAAUAUUUUAAUAUCAAUACGUAUGUGGGUCAUCCAUGGAUAUUCCGCGAUAGUCUGACUGGUGAUAAAUUAGUGGUUCGGUUAAAGGAAGUGUUUGAGCCUGUUGUGUGGACUGGAGAUGACGGGUGGCCACCUCAAAGGAAAGUAGUGAAUAUCACUAUUCCAGUAUAUUCUCUCAAAGAAAGAUGUCUCCAGAUUCUUCGACGUGUAGUUCCGAGAAAGCACAUCAAUCAUUUGGAAAUACCCCAUACUCUCAAAGUUGAGCUACGAAAUGAAGACGGCGAAGAGCAGGAGGAAAUGCUAAAGUAUGAACCGUCAGGAUAGAACAAUGUCAAAUAGAAGUUAGUCAGGAUAGGACAAUGUCAAAUAGAAGUUGGUCAGGAUAGGACAAUGUGGAUAACAUCUUUGGAUAACAUCUGUGAACUAAGUGUCACUUGUUAUUGGAGCUGAAUAAUUAAUGUGCAAUCAUGUAUAUUCUGUCAAUACUUUAGAAAGAAAAAAUAUAU